Protopolystoma xenopodis is the source of this 2100-nucleotide messenger RNA. NCBI's taxonomy places the organism in Eukaryota, Metazoa, Platyhelminthes, Monogenea, Polystomatidea, Polystomatidae. The record is from the annotation of a GenBank genome assembly.
AUGAUAGCCCAAAUCCUUGAUACCACUCCCACCCCUGAUGUAAAAGAAGCUUUCGGUGGUCCGGCCUGCAUGUCGUCAGAAAGUGCUGCUGAACCAUCCAGUUGUCUACGACAAACACCGACUCCUUUCAACGAAAAGCUGGACAACAUUCUCCCAAAAGCCAUUAAGAAGGAAUGGAAGCAAGUUGUAACAACAGAUCUGUCACAGACUGAAGAAAGCUGUGAAGACCGAUACUCCCAGGCCAAAGCAGCUCCAUCCGCUCAUACAAUCUGCCCUACUGUUUUGGACAAUUGCAAAGGCCCCUUCCCAUCUAACUACGAAGAAUCAACUAAUGAGCAUGCCCAAUCUGAUUGUCUGAAGACCAAGAAGAAGAUCCCAACUAGCAGUGCUGAAGCUCAUUCUCUCAUGGCAGCAACAAGCGACACACGAUCCUUGCUUAAAUUGGCUGCCUCGACCAGCGACCAUAUCUCUAAUCUCCUAUCCACCGACGUAGUUGCUGAGGUGACUGUUGGCCAGGUCACCAAGCCUAGAUCGAUAAGUGACAUUGGUGCGACAACGCCACAUCCAAGUGACUGGCUCCAGGGCAUCAUGGCACUGGACAAGCAGGAAGCGAGCACCGAGGGCUGGCUCGAUUUCUGUCAAGCGGUUGAGACGCCUUGCCGCACUUCGUUGCUCAGUCAAUUGAGUGAUCAUCGACACUUCCCAUCUCGAGAGCAGAAAACGACAGACACUUUAGGUGGAUUCAACGCGGAUAAUGAAAGGAAAAGCAUGUUUAGGGGUCAGGGUGACGAAAUACCGGUAGGUGUCGGCUCGAUGAAAGGACAAGAUGGAGAAAAGAAUGAGCAGACUGAAAAUAAGAUACGGAAGAUCAAACAAUGCGAUGGUAAGAAGGAAGAAGUUGAACUGAUGGAAGAAAAUAAGGAUGACACUGGAGAGUGGGAGGAGGAGGAAGAAGAGGAUGAGGAUGAGGAUGGGGACGAGGAGACGGAGGAGGAGGAGGAAGAGGAAGAGGGUGAAGAUGAUGAUUAUGACGAGGAUGAUGAUGAUGAUGAGGAGGAUGCAAAGGAGGGUCAGGAUCAAGAUGAGGAGUGGGAUGGGGAAGAGGAAAUAGAAGAGAAAGAACAUAAUAGGGGCUUAAAGAAAAACUUGACGGCGAUAAGUCGAGAAGUUAACGAGACUAAGGAAUGUUAUACUAGCUAUGAUUUGCUAAUUUCCACUUCAAGACCAGGGGAACUAACGCGCCCGGGUUUCCUAGAUUUGGGUCAUAGUCCGCCCGCCGAAAUUUCUGCUAGGUCAGAGCCUCAUAGCUCUGCGGCCAGCAUGACUCUUUCUUCCAUGUGGAACGGAGGAUCUCUACUACGCUCUCAACAGUCCCCUCACUCACGCCAUAAACAUCAGCUUGAAACACACCAACAUCAGCAUCAACAUCAGCACCAGCGUCAGCAUCAACCUCUGCACCAACACAAGCAUCAACACACAUCUCAACUUCAGGCCUUCCAGCAGGUUUGUAUGCCAGUCAAGGAAAGUGGGUCUGACCUUAGUACAUCCAUCCAAGAGACCGUCUCGACGACCACCUUGACAAUUUCUGCUGCCCCGACUGCCACUUCUACGAUUGCGGACUCCGUACCUUGUCCGGUCGAAUGGCCUGUUGAGGCUACUCGGUCGAGCCAGGACUUGACAACAUAUCCUUAUUACUACUAUGUAGCUGUGUCAUCUCCAUCAUUACCUCCGACCCUGGUUGGCUCCAGAUUCUCUCAGGUAGACGAUGAAAACAUUACAAUCCCUAGUGUAAUUUCAGUUGCCACCACUAUCCCCGCCCAGAAUCCCAUUCCGACCACUGCUCUUGGAACCUUCAUAAACAACGAUUCCGGCAUUAUUGGGCCUGCCAACAUGACUAUCACCAGUCUGGGAAGCUCCAUGCAAGCGGGUCCUAUUAUUUCUAUAUCAAAUGGUCCCCCUGUUAGCCUGGAUGCCCUGUCCAGAUCUGCCUCAGCAGAGGAAUCGUCCCCCAACUCGUCAGCAAGUUUGGGCAGAAUGGCGACUUCCAUAACAUCAGAUGGCCGGACAUCUCAACGCCUUCAUCAUCUUCACUAUAGGUAA